Messenger RNA from Abrus precatorius (Indian licorice), 1482 nucleotides. Its product is annotated as cysteine protease XCP1-like. Bases 1 to 1482 code for a protein of 493 amino acids. Gene Ontology annotation, molecular function: cysteine-type endopeptidase activity. Gene Ontology annotation, cellular component: lysosome. The record is from RefSeq and is a predicted model, not a curated record. Lineage: Eukaryota; Viridiplantae; Streptophyta; Magnoliopsida; Fabales; Fabaceae. The transcript has 5 exons.
AUGGGUUGCCAUCAGAAAACUAAGUCGGUGCUUCUUUUCCUUGUCUUAUGUUCAUGGGCAUUUCUAUGUUAUGGUCUCCCAAGUGAGUACUCUAUAUUAGCCCUUGACCUUGACAAGUUUCCUUCAGAGGAUGGGGUGGUUGAGUUGUUCCAACGAUGGAAGGAGGAACACCAAAAGUUUUAUAGACACCCAGAAGAAGCAAUGUUAAGGUUGGAGAAUUUCAAGAGGAACUUGAAACACAUCAUUGAGAAGAAUGCAAAGAGAAAUUCUCCCAAUGGGCACCGUCUUGGAUUGAACAGGUUUGCUGAUAUGAGCAAUGAAGAGUUCAAGAGUAAGUUUAUUUCAAAGGUGAAGAGGCCAUUUAGCAAGAGGAAUAGUCUCACCAGCGGUGGCUUGAAUGUGAAGGGGGAUUCAUGUGAAGAUGCACCUCUAUCUUUAGAUUGGAGGAAGAAAGGAGCUGUGACUGCUGUGAAGGACCAAGGCGACUGUGGUAGUUGUUGGGCAUUCUCUUCUACUGGAGCCAUCGAAGGAAUAAAUGCAAUAGUAACAGGGGACCUUAUAAGCCUUUCGGAGCAAGAACUGAUGGACUGUGAUACUACUAAUGACGGUUGCGAUGGAGGCUACAUGGAUUAUGCUUUUGAAUGGGUUAUAAACAAUGGUGGGAUUGACACAGAAACUGAUUACCCAUAUACUGCUGUAGACGGUACAUGCAAUGUCACCAAGGAGGAAACCAAAGUUGUUAGCAUUGAUGGCUACACCGAUGUGGCACAAUCAGAUAGUUCUUUGUUGUGUGCUACAACGAAGCAACCCGUCAGUGCCGCUAUUGAUGGCUCUUCAUGGGAUUUUCAACUAUACACUGGUGGCAUCUAUGAUGGAGAUUGCUCAAGUAAUCCAGACAAUAUUGAUCAUGCAAUUUUAAUUGUGGGUUAUGGGUCAGUGGCUAAUGAAGAUUACUGGAUUGUAAAAAAUUCCUGGGGAACAAGCUGGGGAAUAGAAGGGUACAUUUAUAUGAGAAGGAAUACUGAUUUAAAAUAUGGAGUGUGUGCAAUCAAUUACAUGGCCUCUUAUCCCACCAAAGACUCAACUGCACCAUCCCCAAGCAGUCCUCCUUCACCACCAUCACCAUCACCUCCACCACCACUUCCUCCUUCACCUAGUGAAUGUGGAGACUUCUCCUAUUGUGCAGCUCAUGAGACAUGUUGUUGCCUUCAUUCAUUCUUUGAUUUCUGCCUUCUUUAUGGUUGUUGUGAAUAUGAGAAUGCUGCGUGUUGCACUGGGACAGAGUACUGUUGUCCUAGUGAAUACCCCAUUUGUGAUAUUGAAGAUGGACUCUGUCUAAAGAACUCCGGAGAUUUAGUGGGAGUAGCUGCAAAGAAGAGAAAGAUGGGAAGGCACAAGUUACCAUGGACUAAAUUUGAACAAACAAAAAAUACAUAUCAUUCCCUUCAGAUAAGGAGGAAUCCUUUUGCUGCAACGCGUUGA